Triplophysa dalaica is the source of this 2317-nucleotide messenger RNA. It is a transcript of the gene cnpy3, whose product is annotated as canopy FGF signaling regulator 3. The record is from RefSeq and is a predicted model, not a curated record. Gene Ontology annotation, cellular component: endomembrane system. NCBI's taxonomy places the organism in Eukaryota, Metazoa, Chordata, Actinopteri, Cypriniformes, Nemacheilidae. The coding region runs from base 86 to 913 and encodes 275 amino acids. Gene Ontology annotation, molecular function: signaling receptor binding. The transcript has 6 exons.
UGAAAGCAUCAGACGUAGCGGCCACUGAAGAGGAUGCAUAGUGUUUUAUAAUUGCUCGUUUUUAAAUCGUUGACAAUAACGAAAAAUGAAUGUUUUCAUCCGCAUCGUCUUACUUUUCGUUAGUGCUGCGUUUGCCAACAAAAGCGGGGACGAUGAUUGGGUGAAUCUGCCAAAUAAAUGUGAAGUAUGCAAAUUUGUAAGCAUUGAGAUGAAGUCCGCAUUUGAAGAGACGGGGAAAACGAAAGAAGUAAUUGAAACUAACUACCGCUUUUUGGAUGAUAAAGGCACACCGCCCAUCAAAUAUGUCAAAUCUGAUAUUCGUUUUAUAGAUGUGAUAGAGAAUGUUUGCUCCAGAAUCAUGCAGUACAAUCUGCACAAAGAGAGAGAUGGAAGCAAUCGCUUUGCAAAGGGUAUGUCUGAGACCUUCUCAACCUUGCAUAACCUCGUGCAUAAAGGCGUGAAGGUGGUUAUGGACAUUCCUUUUGAGCUGUGGAAUGAGACCAGUGCAGAAGUGGCUGACCUCAAGAAACAGUGUGAUGUGAUGGUGGAGCAGUAUGAAGAUGUUAUUGAAGACUGGUAUAAAGGCAAACAAGAGGAAGAUCUCACAACCUACCUGUGUGAAAAACACGUGCUGAAAGGACAGGAUACAGCCUGUCUUAAAGAGAAAUGGAGUGGGAAAAAGGGGGACACGGCGGCCAUCGCAGAGGACAAGAAGAAAAAGAAGAGCAAGAAGAAGAAGAGCAAAGAUGUUGAGGACAGUCAGAAAAAAGAGAAGAAGGUGAAGAAGAAGAAGAAAAAGUCAAAAAUUUCAGAAAGUGAGAAAAACAAGCGGAAAACUGAGGAAGCUGGAUAUAGCUCGGAUGAGGAAAUUCAAAAGAAAGUUCCUCUUGGACUGGAUAAAACUGAACUCUGACUUGUCUCUUAGGUGCGAAGAUUUUUAUUUAUUUGUUUUGAGGACGUUUGUCCCUUUGACAUCUGAAUCUCUGAUAUACCUUACAUUUCAGUUUAGUUUUAGAAUUCGGAGGUUCAAAAUGCCAUAGUCAGAUCCAAUAAAUAAAAUCGACCAAUCAAAUCAGAGCUUUUAUUCAAACCUUUGCUUGUGUUUGUGCACAUGCUGGUACGUGUUGGUAAUCUUUGAUACUUUAUCAGAUUUCGUUUUUAUUUUUUGGAAAAAAUAAGUCAUGUGGACCUCAAGUCUAGGCUUUUUAGUAAUUCUCCUUUCUUUUUCUCUUCGUCAUUCCCCAACUUUUGUCGUCUGAAGUAUAUUUUCCAUGAUAUAGUGGGCUCUGCAGACUAUGGUAUAUACAUUUUAUGUGAAGGUAAAAUAACAAUAUCUUUUAAUACCAGGCCUACUGUCAUUAAGAAAAACAUAUAUCCUUUGAUUCGUUUUCUUUAAGUGUUAGAGGGAUAGUUCAACCAUCAUUUAUUCACCCUCAUUUCAUAGAAAACCUGUAAACUACUCUUUUUUUUUUCUGUAGAAAGCUAAAAUAUAUAUUUUUCAAAAGAAAGUCAUAGAGGUUUUGAAUGAAAUGAGGCUGAGUAAAUGAUGAAAUAAUUUGUAUAUUUGGGUAAACUAUCCCUUUAUUUUCAUGCUGUAAUGUUAUACUGGUUUGGCUGGAAUUUUGAAUAUUUUAAGUAUUGUUAUAUUGAAGUCACGCAGAUAGUUAAGCAUAAUUAAUAUUUUUCCUGUUUCAUCAUUUUUUUAAUGAGUGAACAAAUGCUGAAAGUGUGAAAAUUUGCAUUGCAGGGAUAUUUCAAUCCAAAACAUUUUUAUGAAUUUGGUGUCUUGUAAGGCUGGAUUUUCAUGUCCCAUUAAUUUUACUCUCAUGGUAUUACAGAUAAUGGUAUAAGCAGAAAAAGCGGUUUCGCAAUGCGAAAGUUGUGACCUUUCCUUUUUUGUUUGACCAAAUAAGGCACAUAUUUUGCCUGAUCUCUUCAUAUUUGUUUUUGCAGUGUUUACGUAUGUGAUGUCAGUUUCCGGGAAUGUUCGAGUGCAGUGUUUCUUUUAUAUUUUCCUCAACAGUAUUGUUUACUUUAAAUGUUUAUCUGAUAUUCUAUGUUGCUGUCUCCAAAAGCUGUGUGUGUGAUUGUGAAACGCCACAGGUGUCUGUAUGCAGACACAGAUUACAUAAAGCGAAGCAUGCGGAUGAAAGUUAUUGACCUGAGAUUGAACUGUACAGUAUGCAAAUCUAAUGGGUAUAAAUAUGCAGGAUGCGUUUCUAGCCUUCAGGUCAUUGCUGUACAGUAGCUGGUGCUUUUAAUAAGCGUUUUAUGAAGUGUAAUGACAACUGGCGAAUAAAAAAUAAAAACAAAACAC